Molecule: messenger RNA, 1167 nt
Organism: Aspergillus pseudoviridinutans
Lineage: Eukaryota; Fungi; Ascomycota; Eurotiomycetes; Eurotiales; Aspergillaceae
Product: SDR family oxidoreductase
Exons: 2
Coding region: 1-1167 (388 amino acids)
Source: RefSeq, a predicted model, not a curated record
AUGUCGUGGACAUAUUCCCCUGGCUCCCACAUCCCGGAGCAACAGUAUUACUCCUCGAUGGAUAUUCAUCCUUCACCACCCAAGCCCGUCAAUGCUUUGUCGCCUUCUGUAUCCGCCGCCCGAGAACCGAAACUCCAGCUCCCUUCUACAACCGAUCCCCCGGGGCCGCAGAACCCGCCUAAGCAGCUCGUAUGGCUGAUCUUCGGCGCCACAGGCCACAUGGGCCGUUCACUCGUCAAGACCGCCUUAAGCCGCAAUGACCUCGUCGCAGCCGUCGGACGCACAUUCGAGAAUAGCCCCGAAUCAAUGAAGAAGCUGGAAGAGGAACAUGAAAAUUGCCUGGGUCUCCUAUGCGACGUUCGCGCGCGCGAAACGGUCAAGAGAGUCAUCGAUCGGACCAUCGAGCGCUUCGGGCGCAUCGACAUUGUCGCCAAUUGCGCCGGGUACGGCGUGAUCGGCGCCUGCGAGGACCAGGACGAGUACGAGAUCCGCGACCAGUUCGAGACGAAUUUCACCGGCACCCUGAACAUGAUCCAGCUGUCGCUGCCGCAUUUCCGCGAGCGUCGGUCCGGCCGGUAUCUGAUCUUCAGCUCGACGUCGGGCGCGCUGGGCGUGCCGGGGCUGGGCCCGUACUGUGCGUCAAAGUACGCGGUGGAGGGCCUGAUGGAGAGCAUGCUCUACGAGGUGGACAGUUUCAAUAUCAAGGGGACGCUCGUGGAGCCGGGCCAUAUGCGCCGCGACGACGUGGGGGACCUUGUUUCUCACACCGCUGCCAUGGCCAGUAACGAGCACAACCUCGCGUCGCCGCUGCCGCUAUACGGCCACUUCUUUGUCAAGCAGCCCAGCGAGCCGUAUAAUACGCCCACAGCACCUGCGGCGCACGCAAAGCGCAUGCUGAUGUGGCUGGGUGAUAAGCAGCCAGCCAGUGCGGUCAAGGCGGCCCAUCUAGUUUGGCAACUGGGUCAUUGCUCCUAUCCUCCACUGAGAUUGAUCCUGGGAACCUAUGCGGUCGAGAGCAUCCGCGACAGACUCAAGUGCAUCAUCGAGGAGAUCGAGGAUUGGAAGUAUCUCAGCUUCCCGGUGGGCGAUCAACUGGGCUCCUCUACUGGGAAAGACAAGCCAUCAACGGAGAGCAGGGAAAAACAGGAUCGAGAAACGGCUACCUGA